AUGGCGACAUCUUUGGCAGACCAGCUGUCGCAAGUCGCUGCUAAUUCGACACAUGCUUUGAACCUCAAGGCGCAGAAAGCUGCCCACGCAAAAUCUCUGAUAUUCGAGCCCCGAGUUGCCGCAUCUCAAAGUUUCGACACCAUAUACACAUUAUGCCACGAAGGGUUUCAAGAGUUAUGUCUUCUAGACGGCCGUUUCCUAGAAUUUCAGAGGGAUAUAUUCAGCGAACAAAGCCAGGCGGAAGACAGAACCCAAAUGACCGCUGGAGAGAACUCAGAACUCAAUAAGCGUCUGGAAACUUUCUUGGGCUUAGUGGGGGGCAAGUUGAGAUUGACCCCAGGUAUCAAAGCGGUAGAAUGGCUUGUGAGGAGAUUCCGCAUACACGAAUACAAUACUUCGUUCCUUCUAACGACCUUUUUGCCUUACCACACCCUUCCAAUUUUCACUACCUUGCUGUCAAUACUACCGACGAAGGUGCCAGAAGAGUACAAAUUCCUUUAUCCAUAUAUUCGGUCCUUGACCCCGCCUCCGAGACAUACCAUCGUUCACACCGCGACCAACAAUACCUCAUUUACUUCAUGUCUCAAUACCUACGUUUUACGUGUCAGCCAUGUCCGACAACAUCACUCGGCGCUUUUGGCCUUUUGGGCUGGAAUAAUGACAGAGGCAGUUGGAGGUAUGCUCGACAAAGCUCGAUCUGGAAGGAGGGGCGUGCAACAGCAGAAUGAGCAGGAUGUCAUUUUGAGGUUACUGCCAACCUUGAACGAAGGAUUGGCCAUGAAAAAGGUCCCAGAACUUCGCGUUGGAUGCUACAUGUUAUUGUCUGUCAUGGCAUCAAAAGGGGGGCUUGAUGACAAGCUGUUGACUGCUAUGAUGGAGGCUGUGGUCUUAGGGUGGACCACGGAAACCUCGAACCCAGGACUCGUCUGCCUCACCGUUUUGGCCCAACACCGGGGGGCAAAACAGAUCACGAAACGACUCACAAGAGAGUUGAUGAAGGUGGAAAAGCUACCUGCUCUUCUCGUUGAGCUUUCUAAGCAACGACGACUAGAUAAGCUCGCAAAUGGGCUUUGUCUAUCUCUUGUGGAUCGACUGAGGAAACAUGGCGAUAUCAACGGUCUUCCAGUCAUUGGCCAGAUUGUCAAGAAUCAAUUAUUGAGUGAUCAACAAUCCAGUGUGAUCGUUAAGUCAUUACUUUUGGUAGCCCACCAAAUUGAUGACGAGCCAAGCCAAAUAAGCAUGAGCCCUCAUCUUGCUUCAUUACUAGUAGAUCUCACACAAUUAUCAGGUCACAUAGGAGAUGUGGUACGUGGAGCUUUAGAAGAAACAGAUGUCGACAUGGACGAGCUGGAGAUGAAGCUUCAUACAACGAUUCGACCAGUGGCACUUCCAUCAUCGCCCUCUGAAGAUGUGAAGAUGGAAGAUACAGAUGUUGGUGCAUCGAGUGCAUCACCUAACUUCCAGUCUAUCCUCCAGCAUCUCCCAAAACGAACAGCGAGCGAAACGACUCUAUUAAGCCAUAGUGUCUCGCAUGUCUAUCCAGACCUCUGCCAGGCUUUCCUAGCUGCCACAUCGAACGCAUCCGAUCUUGACUUAUUUGAUGAAGCCCCCAUUCUCAGACGCGACUCGGCAUUAGAGGAUACUCUGUACCUGAGCUUUUAUAUGAGAACUUGGGUUGGACCUUAUCCGGUCUUAGCUCGUGCCUCCGCCCUUCAAAUGGCAACUCGUAAACUGUCGGGAACCCAAGGUUCUUUUGUAGAUAUUCAAGCGGUGCUCCCUUACGCUAUCGCUGCUCUCGGAGAUCCUGCUGCAAAAGUUCGUCGCGCAGCAGCGGAGCUUAUCAUUGCUUUGAACAAACUCUACCCAGCUAAUGUGGAACCCAAGAAAGCCCUGAAACAGCUCCGCCGCUGGGGUUCUGAGGACCUAUACGGACCCGAUACUGAGACGAAUGACCUCAACUGGCUUCAGCCCGAUGCUGCAAUUCGAUUUCUCCGAGAUCUACUUAUUCCAGCAUUAGAGGAGUGCAUUCUUGACGCAAAGCACAUCGAGUCAGUCUUUCAACAAGGUCUAAACAGCCACUCUAGUACGGAAAGCCCAAAGAAGAACGAAUCUAGGCGGAUUCCGCAAGCUUUACGAACAUCUAUCAUGGCAUUCCUAGCGUCCCAUGUUCUUCAUACACCUACGUUCUCUGUGAAGCUAAGACUUCUCGCGUCUCUAAAUCAAGUUCGAAGUGUAGCAGGAGUAACGCGCACGAAAUUUCUGCUCCCAGCCCUCGAGAGAUUUGGUGCUGUUGACCCAUCAGAAUUGUUGACGCACUGCCAAGAAGAGCAAAUCGACCUAGUUGAAUUUGAUGAUCAGAUGAUUGCGACUGUCACUGCAAAUGACAAGGAGGGUCUCAACUACCUUGCCCGCGUAGUGAACGGAGAGGUGGCCACAGGUAGACAUCUGCUACUGAAGGCUGUCUUUAAAAGGAUACAGACUAUCUGGACAUCACUAAAUGGCGAGUUUAAGUUAAGUACAGCCCAGAUGCUGAUGGACUCUGCCCAAUCUGCAUCGGAACAACUCAAUGAAGAUCAAGAACUUGCCUCGCAAAUGUCGACCGAACUUCUGAGCAAAAUGCCCCUGUCUACCGACAUUCUUUCAACCUUCCUUGACCAACUUCCUACCGCUGCCAAGCUAGCAGACAAGCCUCCUGCUUCCAAACGACGACGAACUAGCCAUGGAGAAGUAGCCCGAACUCCUCUUCAGGACUCGAAGCAACUCACUGCUGCUAUCAGAAAAGUAACCUUUAUUUUGCAAUUGGUCGAUAGUUCCAACCCAGGCACACAUCCUGAGCUCCUGAGGGGCCUUUUUACUGUGCUGGCGGAGCUUCAGCAUUUUAAAGCUCAGGUGUCCUCGGAACUUGCUUACCUGCAAGGUCUGGCGCUGAGCAGUCUUCUGUCUAUCCUGCAAGCGUGCAAAGCAAAUCCAGCUAUUAAACUGGAUCGAUCGGCCGUACGUGCAGACUUACUUGUUGACUGUAUCCAGAAGACCGCAAGCCCGCAAGUUCAAAAUGCCGCAUUGCUUCUUAUUGCUUCUCUAGCAGACACUGCUCCUGAACUAGUGCUUCACAGCGUUAUGCCUAUUUUCACGUUUAUGGGCAACUCAGUUCUGAGACAGAACGACGACUACUCUGCGCAUGUGAUAAGCCAAACGAUUCGCGAGGUUAUCCCUCCUUUAAUAUCUUCACUCAGAAAAGAUAAGGGGGACUUGGUGACUGGUGCUGCCGAGCUUCUUCUAAGCUUUGUUGCUGCAUAUGAACAUAUUCCUGCACAUCGUCGAAAGGGUCUCUUCACGUCUUUGGUCGAGACCCUGGGCGCUGGAGAUUUCCUAUUUGCGCUCUUGGCAAUGCUCGUAGACAAAUACGGCGCAAUAGAGAGCAUCAAGACGUUUGCGGUGGAGUUAUCGGGCUCUUUCAGUGUUGAGAUUCAGCUACACUCGGUUGCUAGAUACCUCGAUCUCGUAAAAGAUGUCCUGAAGCCUAAGCCAACUUACUCUUCCGUGUUAUUGAACGCCAAUGAUGAGGGAGUGUCUGAUCCGCAUGAAAUUGCCUCUAUCGAACUCUCUCUAUUGCCCGAGAUUCUCUCGCAAAAACGAUUGAUUGCACAGACUGGGAAGAUACUCGAGCGAGAUGAUAUGGACGCAGCAAGGGUUCGAGACCUAUAUUCGACACUUUUAGAGAGUCUCUUGGCAUUGGCAGAUUUGUUGAAGGGCCAAAAGCAUCUACACAGUACUUGUGGCGAUGUCCUAGAGAGCUUAUUAGGCUUGUUAUCUACCAGUGAAUUUGUAAAGUCUGUUGAAGGCCUGCUUGAUAGACCCAACGAAUCUUUGCGGAGGAAAAUCUUACGCUCACUGGAAGUCCGUAUCGACCAGGAGAAUCCUUCGGAUGCCGUCUCACGGGUCGCAAUGCUUAGCUUUCUGCCUCAACUUACAGCAAUUAUUCGUGAGUCCAAGGAUGUUCUUUACAAGCAUACCGCUGUGGCUUGUGUGGACAAGAUUGCCGAAAAGUAUGGGAAGAAGGACCUCGAGGCUGUUUCAGCGGCAGCAGAAACAAUUGCGAGCAGUCAUUGCCUGGGUCAAGCAGACAGCCGUCUCCGAGUCAUGGCCUUGCUUUGUCUCGCGUCAUUAGUCGAAAUCCUCAAGGAAGGCAUCGUCUCGGUGCUCCCAUCCGCAAUCCCCAAAGCGUUGGAGUAUAUGGAAGCGAGUGUUAAGAUGGAUGCCGAAGGUCAGAAAUUGCACAAUGCUGGAUACGCGUUCAUCAGUGCUUUAGUACACCAUCUACCAUAUAUGGUAUCAGGCGGGUACUUGGACAAGCUCCUGCAAAUAUCCAAUGUAUCUGCUGAGGCGGAUCUGGAAGAUGAAGCGGAUGAGAGCAGAGUUCAGUGUUUGCAACUUGCCGCCAAGCAGAUUGAUGCGAAGAGCAUGUUUGGGGCUCUGGAGAAAAAUUGGUCGCAGGCUGUGACACAAGGAUCAUUAGCACUCCGAGAGUAUGUUGAGGUUCUCAACAUUUCUAUUGACAAACACCCCAAGAGUGUUAUCACCAAGUACUCGACUAUCCUCGCCAGGAUUUUCCAAAAUGCAUUUGACCUCAGAAGGCAGUGGACUGAGGCCGAGAACGACUCUUCUCCCGAAAUUAUCUCAGAAAUCGAGGCGGAGAUCAACGAGGUGGCAAUCAAAAUGAUCUACAAAUUCAACGAUGCAACAUAUAGACCUAUCUUCGCCAACCUCAUCGAGUGGACGUCUUCAUUACCUAAGAAGGAUAAAGCGGGAAGAAACAUGCGUUUGCAAAGCAUAUACGGUUUCAUGGCUAUGUUCUUCGACAACCUCAAAUCGAUAGUGACGAGCUACGCCACCUACUUGCUUGACAACGCAGUGGAAGUCCUUAAAACUGUGAACCCCAAAGAUGAAGAAUCGAAAGAUUUGUGGAUAAAGGUUCUCCGAACACUAGUAAAAUGUUUCGAGCACGAUCAAGACGACUUCUGGCAAUCACCAACCCAUUUCAGCGCAGUCGCUCCUGUACUAUGCGCACAAUUUGCUCAUGGUUCGUCGCUUCCUUUGAUUGAAGAAUUAGUGCCCGCAAUUGUUGAGCUCGCGGCUGCCGCCGAUUCGUCAGACCACCACAAAGAGCUGAACGGGGCCAUUCUGAAACACAUGCGCUCAGAAAAUUCCAGUGUCAGAUUUGCCGCGGUGAGGUGCGAGCAGGAACUGACAGGCAGACUUGGCGAGGAAUGGUUGUCUAUGCUACCUGAAAUGUUACCGUUCAUUAGCGAGCUGCAAGAGGAUGAUGAUGAGGUGGUGGAGAAGGAGACUCAUCGCUGGAUUGUAAAGAUUGAGGGUGUGUUGGGUGAGAGUCUUGACUCCAUGCUCCAGUAG
Lachnellula hyalina is the source of this 5412-nucleotide messenger RNA. It is a transcript of the gene UTP10, whose product is annotated as U3 small nucleolar RNA-associated protein. NCBI's taxonomy places the organism in Eukaryota, Fungi, Ascomycota, Leotiomycetes, Helotiales, Lachnaceae. Gene Ontology annotation, cellular component: 90S preribosome; t-UTP complex; small-subunit processome. The record is from RefSeq and is a predicted model, not a curated record. Gene Ontology annotation, biological process: positive regulation of transcription by RNA polymerase I; maturation of SSU-rRNA from tricistronic rRNA transcript (SSU-rRNA, 5.8S rRNA, LSU-rRNA). The coding region runs from base 1 to 5412 and encodes 1803 amino acids. The transcript is spliced from 3 exons. Gene Ontology annotation, molecular function: snoRNA binding.